Dictyostelium discoideum AX4 is the source of this 243-nucleotide messenger RNA. RefSeq lists its product as hypothetical. The record is from RefSeq and is a predicted model, not a curated record. Gene Ontology annotation, cellular component: extracellular region. The transcript has 2 exons. Lineage: Eukaryota; Evosea; Eumycetozoa; Dictyosteliales; Dictyosteliaceae. Bases 1 to 243 code for a protein of 80 amino acids.
AUGAAUUUAAAAUUAAUUUUAAUUGCUAUUUUCUUAGCAUUUUGCGUUUUUGCUAAUGUUUCAGCUGCAUUUGAUCCAAGCCACCCUGGUGCUGAAAGAUUAAGAGAAAUGAGAGAAAGAAUUAGAUCAGAAAGACCAAACAAAAGAAAUGGUGAACCAUCAAAUAGACCAGAAUCACCAGAAAAAAUGAUUAGAGAUUUAAGAAAUCGUAAACAAAAUAGCAGAAAUAGUCAUGCCAAUUAA